CAGGACUCCUCGAGAGACGGAGAAAAGAGAGAAUUUUGGGGGGGUAAGGAGCGGCGGGUUCCGAUCUAAUCCGCAAGCCGUUUAGGCAGCUGCAGUGGCAGAGGCUGGUGAUGGGGUUUGAUUUUCCCCCGAGUACAUGCAUCAUGAAUGAGCCUGCCUCCAGUGGAAAUGGUCAAGAGUUUGAUGUUUUCAGUGCUAUGGACUGGAAGGAUGGCAUAGGCACUUUGCCAGGAAGUGACCUAAAGUUCAGAGUGAAUGAAUUUGGGGCCCUGGAAGUGAUCACAGAUGAAACUGAGAUGGAGAGUGUUAAAAAGGCAACUGCUACCACGACCUGGGUGGUUCCAACUGCUCAAGAAGCCUUCUCAGAAAAGACAGGCAUCUCCACGAGGCUGAAGGAAGCUGCCAAAAUGGAUGGACUUGUUUUCUGUGAAAACUGCUACCACUAUGGUACCAUAGAAGAAUUUGUUCCUGAAGGGAAAUUCUGCAGCCAGAAAUGUGCCCAGCAAGUGAAAAACAAAGAACCAAAGGAGGAGAAGCCCAGCCUGGACUGCAAUGGGGAAGAUGAUUCCAAAGGCAUUCGGAAAAGAAAAGCCAAGUUACCUCUCAAGGAAGAGCCAAGGGAUAAUGAGGAGAAGAAAGAGAGCCCUGAGGAAACUGAAGAGAAACCUGAAGGAAGGAUCUUGAGAGUCUCCCAGAGAGCCAGAAGGAAAAGGAAAGGAGAUAUCCUGGUUUUGAAACAAACUGUACCCUCUAAAGGACGGCAGGCCUGGUGCUGGGCAUCCUACCUGGAGGAGGAGAAGGCCAUUGCAGUACCUACUAAGCUUUUCAAAGAGUACCAGUCUUUCCCAUACAACAAGAAUGGCUUCAAAGCAGGGAUGAAGCUGGAGGGCGUGGAUCCUGAGCACCAGUCCAUGUACUGCGUGCUGACAGUGGCUGAGGUCUGUGGCUACAGAAUCCGGCUGCACUUCGAUGGGUACCCAGACUGUUACGACUUCUGGGUCAAUGCUGAUUCCUCAGACAUCCAUCCUGUUGGCUGGUGUGAGAGGACAGGGCACAAGCUUCACCCACCCAAAGGCUAUAAGGAAGAAGAGUUCAGCUGGCCCUCCUACCUGAAGGCAUGCAAGGCUCAGGCUGCUCCCAAGUCCCUGUUUGAGAACCAGAAUGCAACGGUGAUCCCCUCGGGGUUCCGCGUGGGGAUGAAGCUGGAAGCGGUGGACAAGAAGAACCCAACCUUCAUCUGCGUGGCCACGGUGACAGACAUGGUGGACAACCGCUUCCUGGUGCACUUCGACAACUGGGACGAGAGCUACGACUACUGGUGUGAGGCAGCCAGCCCCCACAUUCAUCCUGUUGGAUGGUGUAAAGAACAUAAAAGGACUCUCAUCACCCCACCAGAUUAUCCACAUGCAAAGCAUUUCUCCUGGGAGAAGUACCUGGAGGAGACCAGCUCCUUACCUGCACCUGCAAGGGCCUUUAAAGUGAAACCUUCUCAUGGCUUUCAGAAGAACAUGAAACUUGAAGUGGUUGACAAGAGAAACCCUGUAUUUAUCAGAGUAGCAACUAUUGUAGAUACUGAUGACUAUAGGAUAAAAGUCCAUUUUGAUGGCUGGGAUAGUAUUUAUGAUUACUGGGCUGAUGUAGAUAGCCCUGAUAUCCACCCUGCAGGCUGGUGUGCCAAGACAGGACACCCCCUCCAGCCCCCACUCAGUCCCUUGGAGCUGGUGGAAGCUUUAGAGCAUGGAGGGUGUCCCACAGCAGGAUGUAAAGGAGUUGGGCACAUCAAGAGAGCAAGGCACGUCGGCCACCACAGUGCAGCCAGCUGCCCAUACUCUGAGCUGAACCUGCACAAGGAGAGCCUCGUCCCGGACCGGCUGAGCGGGGAGAUGCCUGCGGCCUGCCCCGGGCCCCGCGGCAGGAAGGCGGAGGCCAGCGAGGGAUCCACCUCUCCUCUCACCAAUGACAGGAAGUGCCCCAGCCCUGGCCACCCAGCUAUGAAACCUUCAGCUCACAGCCGGCCCCCAGCUGGGAAAACCGCAGCAGAAACAACGAAGCAGGAAGAGGCAGAAAGUAAAUCUCCUUGCAAGAAGCCCCCCCUGUCUGAUGGGAAAGACAAGAAGGCCCCUGGUGGAGUACCCCAAACAAAGGACUCCAUAAAGAGCAAAGAAUGUGGUGAAGAAGAGGAAGAAGAGGAAGAAGAGACAGAAACCAAGCUGCUCAUUUCCAGUGAAAUGAAAGAUGCUGCUGAAGCCCACAGGCAGAGGCUGCUCUCCCAGCCAGUUCUUGUGGCUUCCAAGCUGCAGAUCCCAGGCCUGCCCCUGCGCUGGGAACAGCAGAGCAAGCUCCUGCCCAGCGUGGCUGGGAUCCCAGCCAGCAGAGUCUCCAAGUGGAGUACAGAUGAGGUCUCUGAGUUUAUAAGGAGUUUGCCUGGCUGUGAAGAGCAUGGCAAGGUGUUCAAAGAGGAGCAAAUUGAUGGAGAAGCAUUUCUGCUCAUGACCCAAUCAGACAUAGUCAAAAUCAUGAGCAUUAAACUGGGACCAGCCCUGAAGAUCUUUAAUUCCAUCCUGAUGUUCAAAGCUGCAGAGAAGAACUCCCACAACGAGCUCUGAGGGCCGUGGAAGGGGUGCAGGAGCCAGCCAGCUCCUCUGGAGCUCCUCUGGAGCUCCUCUUCUGUUCAAAGCACAAAGACUGCUGCCCCUGGUGGGGGGAGGACUCAUCCCUGCAGCACUGCUGGGCUGCCCACACUCUCCUGGAGCCAGCACACCUCUGGAUCCCGCUGGCAAGCGCUGGAGCUUUCGAGCAGCUGCCGUGGAGCAGCCCAGGGAGGGUGGAGCUGCCUGCCUUGUGUCCCUGCAGCAGCCUUGGUUGGGUGUUGAUGCUGUGCAGUGGAAGGGAAGGUUGAGGUUUUCUAUGGAUUCAUGUACCCAGUGUUCUUUCCAGAAGCUUUCAUACUCUCAAAAGGAAAAACUGAGGAGCCCCCAAGGCUGGGGGAAACAACCAACAACCAACCCAGGGGAGGCUGGAGGGGAGCCAGGCCCAGGGCUGUGCCCUGGCUGCAGGGUGAAGCCCUUGGUGUGCCCUGGGUGACACUUGCUGCUGCAGCAGGGAGCUUUGCAGAUCCUGGACCUCUCUGUUUGCUUGUGACAAAGCCAAGCCAGCCCUCCCUGGGGGCUCCAGCUGGAAUCCUCCUCCU
Messenger RNA from Dryobates pubescens (Downy woodpecker), 3190 nucleotides. RefSeq names its product L3MBTL histone methyl-lysine binding protein 3 (gene L3MBTL3). The record is from RefSeq and is a predicted model, not a curated record. Gene Ontology annotation, biological process: regulation of DNA-templated transcription. Gene Ontology annotation, cellular component: nucleus. The coding region runs from base 111 to 2606 and encodes 831 amino acids. Gene Ontology annotation, molecular function: protein binding; zinc ion binding. The transcript has 22 exons. Lineage: Eukaryota; Metazoa; Chordata; Aves; Piciformes; Picidae.